This is a messenger RNA of Nerophis lumbriciformis (worm pipefish), 4761 nucleotides long. Lineage: Eukaryota; Metazoa; Chordata; Actinopteri; Syngnathiformes; Syngnathidae. The record is from RefSeq and is a predicted model, not a curated record.
AUGUCAAGUCCUGUCCAAGCCCUGGUGUACCAGUCCCUUCUAUUAAGUCUAUUAAGCCCCAAUUUAAAGGAGCAGCUGAGAACCAUGCAGGCCUUUGCUACAUUUCUUCUCAUCAACCUGCUUGGUGUGGUGCGGGUGGAGCGCAGCCGUGCUCUGGACAUUUUAUCAGAUAAUUCCAGAAAAAACGGUGACAUCAUCACUCAAAAACCGGACACGGAACCUGCAGCAGCACAAGAUGGCAGCUAUGGUUAUAAAGGCUCUCGUCUUCGACAGGAAGACUCCCCUCCCCGCAUUGUGGAGCACCCCUCUGACCUGAUUGUGUCCAAGGGGGAACCGGCAACCCUCAACUGUAAGGCCGAGGGACGUCCGCCACCUACGGUAGAAUGGUACAAGGACGGCGAGCGCGUGGAAACGGACCGGGACCAUCCUCGCUCGCACCGCAUGCUCUUGCCGACCGGCUCUCUCUUCUUCCUGCGCAUCGUCCACGGACGACGGAGCAAGCCGGACGACGGCAGCUACGUGUGCGUGGCCCGCAACUACCUGGGCCAGGCGGUCAGUCACAACGCAUCGCUAGAGGUUGCCAUUUUACGCGAUGACUUCAGACAGAACCCUGUGGACGUUAUGGUUGCAGUCGGUGAGCCCGCGGUCCUGGAGUGCCAGCCGCCCCGAGGACAUCCUGAACCUACUAUUUCUUGGAGAAAAAAUGGUUUGAACUUGGACGACAGAGAGGAACGGAUUACAAUCCGCAGUGGCAAGCUGAUGAUCACCAACAGCAGGAAGAGCGACGCGGGGAAAUACAUUUGUGUUGGAACAAACAUGGUCGGCGAACGAGAGAGUGAAAUUGCCGAACUCACUGUACUUGAGCGCCCGACCUUCCUCAAGCGGCCCAGCAGUGUAGUGGUGUUGGCGGACGGGAGUGUGGAGUUCCACUGUGCGGUUCAAGGUGAUCCUGUUCCCACUGUCCGCUGGAGGAAAGACGAUUCUGAGCUGCCUAAGGGAAGAUUUGAAAUCCUUGAAGACCACACUUUGGUUGUACGCCAAGUGACCCCGUCAGAUGGGGGCUCCUAUACUUGUGUGGUGGAGAACAUGGUUGGGAAGUCUGAAGCAUCUGCCAUGCUUACUGUUCACGUCAACACGGUGCCGCCCGCAUUUGCCUUACGGCCCAGGAACCAGGUGUCGGCAAUAGGCAGGACCGUCACCUUCCAGUGUGAGGCCACCGGUAACCCGCAGCCUGCUAUCUUCUGGCAGAGGGAGGGCAGUGAGAGUCUCUUGUUCUCUGCGCCGCAGCCCUUCAGCCGCGUGUCUGUCUCCCAGACGGGCAGUUUGACGAUUACUGAUGUUCAACAAACCGAUGGCGGCCUGUACAGCUGUCAGGCUCUCAACAUCGCUGGCAGCGUUAUUACCAAAGCGCUGCUGGAGGUUACCGACUCCGGCUCAGAAGUGCCUCCCCCUAUAAUUAGACAGGGCCCCGUCAAUCAGACUGUACCCGUGGACGGCACCGUGGUGUUGAAUUGCGAUCCGGCCGGCACGCCGCCUCCUUCCGUCCAUUGGAAGAAGGACGGUGCGGUCUUGUCACCGGUGGACACACGCUUGUCCGUCGCAGAGAGUGGCUCGCUUGAGAUUCGUUACACAAAGCUUGAGGAUACUGGUUUUUAUACUUGUGUAGCUUCCAGCCCCAACGGAGAGGCCUCCUGGACAGCAUAUUUGCAAGUGAAGGAGUUUGGGGUCGUUGUCCAGAACGGUCGACCUUUAGGCACCGACCUGACGCCUAGUGCUCCAUCCAAACCCGAGAUCACUGACAUCGGCACUACCUCUGUCACGCUCUCAUGGAAAUCCAGCCCCAAUGGAGGCGCCACACCUACAUCCUACCUAAUAGAAGCCUUCAGUCAUACUUUAGGGAGCAGAUGGGUGACCUUAGCCGAGCACGUGAAGAUGCCGACAUUUGUCCUGAGGAACUUGAAGCCUAGCACCGUCUACCUUUUUAUGAUCCGUGCGGUCAACGCGUACGGCCUCAGUGACCCCAGUACCAUCUCGGAUUCCGUCCGAACUCUCGACAGUGCUCAUACUGCUGAGGGAGCAGAUCCGCGUCACAUUCAGAGGGAAUUGGGUGAUGUGGUCAUCCACCUAAACACACCCACCAUUGUGUCAUCCUCUGCCGUCCGUGUAAACUGGAUUGUCGAGCAGCACUCAUUGUACAUCCAAGGCUACAAGCUGUUGUACAGGCCCUCGGCCGAACACGGCCAACCCGAGGGUCAGUGGAGCAUCCUGGAUGUACGUGCCCCACAUAAGGACGGAGUGGUGAUCGGUCAGCUCAAGAGAGGCGUCAUCUACGAAUUCAAAGUGCGGCCCUUUUUUGACGAAUUCCAGGGAGCCGACAGUGACGUGAAGGUCAUCAGAACAUUGGAAGAAGCACCGAGGCAAGCACCCCGGGAGGUUACGGUUACAAAGAGCGACACCAAUAGCACUGCAAUCCUCGUCUCGUGGAAAGCGCCUACGGUCCUAGAGGAGGCUACCGUCAUUCAGGAAUACAAGAUCUGGUGCCUGGCAAAUGAGAGUCGCUAUCACGUGAACCAGUCCGUGGACGGCUAUACUUUUUCGGUUCUAGUUCCGGGGCUCGCGCCCGGGAUUCGCUACAGUGUGGAGGUGGCGGCGAGCAAUGCUGCCGGACCCGGGGUCAAGAGCAAGGUCAAGUUCUUUGAGUUAGACUCAGCCGGUCAGAUGAUGAAUCUGAGUGAGGGAAAGGACACAUUGACACACAUUUCUGACGUGGUGAAGCAGCCGGCAUUUAUUGCGGGCAUUGGCGCCACCUGCUGGUGCGUCCUCAUGAUUUUCAGCGUGUGGCUUUACCGUCACCGCAAGAAGAGGAGAGGUCUCAGCAGUUCAUACACCGGCAUUCGAAAAGUGCCAUCUUUUACCUUUACACCAACAGUUGCGUAUCAGAGAGGAGAAUCUGUGUGUGGGGCUGGCAGAUCCGGCCUUCUCGGCAUGGGAGAACCUCUGAACCAGCUGUGGCUGCCAGAUAAUUGGCCAAAUGCAUGUGCCAAUCAUAAGGACUGCAGCAUCAACUGCUGUAAUAAUGGCAACGGCACCACUGACAGUAACAUGACAACGUACAGCCGACCAGCCGACUGCAUCGCUAACUACGGAAAGCACCCGGAGGACAAACGCGGGGGCCAGCUCUGCUCGGAGACCCCUAUUUAUACAGAUGUGAACAUUGGCGACAAGCUCCACGAGAUCAAAACAUUCAGCAAUUCCAACUUGGGCUACGCAAGUCCAGGAGGAGAUUCAUCCGAUCCGUACGAACCCAUCCCCUACGCGACCACCCAACUCAUUCAGGCCAGUAUUAAAAACAAGGCUCAUACGUUGGAGACUAUGGAAAUGCCUUGCUGGAAUCAGCCUCCGAACCCUCCUCCGCUACCGAAAGAGAUGGCCACGCAGAUGCAGUACAAUAUCAUAGAGCGAAACAUUCUCAAUAAAGAUGUUCCACAAGGAAAUGAAGGUUUAGUCCAUCACAAAAUCUUCCCAGAACACAAUAUAGGAGGCUCAGACAGGGGUAGCAACAGCAGCUCAGGUAGUCAAAAUCAAAAGAAAGGACCACGGGCCAUCAAGACUCCAAAGCAUACUGCCGUUAGUUGGGGAGAUGCUCUUUCUCCUCCUCAUGCUAUUGCCUGGAAUGGUGAUGAGUACAGCCUCCCCAUGGACAAGAGUUUUGAUCCAGACAACCGAACAGAAGGCUGUCCAACUCCUCCAAUUAGAUCUCCCCCAGACUUGUCUUCUAGUCACCAAACGACCACUCAUCCACAGGGAAUGAUGAACAAGGCGGUGCAGAAUGGAAUCAGCUCCGCUCCCCUUUACACGGACACUGAUGAACAAGAAGAUGAGGAAAUGGCGCAUCAUGAAAACCUCUACCACCUGCACAAGCAACACUCCCCGCACAAGCUGCUUCUCCACAGGCUGGAACGGACCCCCGCCUCUAGUACGGCCUCCGUGGUCAACAGCUGGGGCUCGGCGUCUGAGGAGAACUUGUCGUCGGGCAGGUCCAGCGUUAUCAGCACCUCGGAAGGAUCUUUCUUUACCGACGGAGAUUUCGGUCAGGCGGAAGGCUCGCGUAUGUGCAGAGACGCGGAAGACUCCGGUCACGGACAUGUGCGACCCAGCAGUCCCAUGUCCACAGACAGCAACAUGAGUCCUGCCAUAAUGCAGAAAAGGCCCAGAAGGUACAAGCAGAACCAGUGUGGGCAAAUAAACUGUCAUCCCAAAGAUGCCUUCAAUGAUGACUCGUUCACGCCGCUCAACUUCCCUAGUCACGUGCCCCACAGUGACUCGAGAGUCAGGGGGGCCACUUUACCCAGAAUGGGUUCCGGAGAAGCCCGAGGACGGAGAGGUAGCACCGGGACUCAGCGGGUCAGAGAAGCUCCGCUAGAAGAUGGCGAGAGCCGGGACAUACGCAAGAUUUUACCGAGAGGGAAAAAGGGAGAUGGCAGAAGCAGAGAGCACUCAGAAUGUUGGGAUAUCCGACUGUCUAGUCAACUCUCUAUCCCAUCAGAUCCAGCUGGAAGGGAGGCUGAUGACCCCGAUGGAUCCAGCUUUAUACCUUGUGUAAACUCCAGGAUCAAACACAGAGGACAGAUGGAGUCUGCGGGAGUAGACGAGGUAAGCCAAAAUAGACAAAACCAUUACGAUAUUACAAUCAUUUGGCAAAGAGGUGAGGUCAUGGGAUUUCCCGUCCUCACGACAACACUUGACAAAUACAACCCCUAG